Apodemus sylvaticus (European woodmouse) is the source of this 2454-nucleotide messenger RNA. It is a transcript of the gene Prc1, whose product is annotated as protein regulator of cytokinesis 1. Lineage: Eukaryota; Metazoa; Chordata; Mammalia; Rodentia; Muridae. The record is from RefSeq and is a predicted model, not a curated record. Gene Ontology annotation, molecular function: microtubule binding. Bases 143 to 1912 code for a protein of 589 amino acids. The transcript has 15 exons. Gene Ontology annotation, cellular component: cytoplasm; mitotic spindle midzone; spindle. Gene Ontology annotation, biological process: microtubule cytoskeleton organization; mitotic spindle midzone assembly.
AGUUUGAAUUCCGCGGGGUCCAACGGCUCGAGAGUGGAGACUGACUCCAGGUGAAGGCUGCGGCGGCUGGUUACCGUUCUUCGUCCCGUCCCGCGCGUGGGAAGUGGAGGGUCUCGAUUCUGGACGGCUUGGAGCGUCCACCAUGAGGAGAAGUGAGGUGCUGGCAGACGAGUCCAUUGUGUGCCUCCAGAAAGCUCUAACUCACCUUCGUGAAAUAUGGGAAUUAAUUGGGAUUCCAGAGGAGCAGAGACUGCAAAGAACGGAGGUUGUAAAGAAGCACAUAAAGGAUCUUCUGGAUAGAAUGAUUGCUGAAGAGGAGAGCCUGCGGGAAAGGCUUCUCAAAAGCAUAGCCAUCUGUCAGAAGGAGCUGAGUACCCUGUGCAGUGAGUUACAAGUGAAGCCAUUUCAGGAAGAAAAAGAAACAACUGUCUUGCAACUAGAAAAAGAUUUGCGCACUCAAGUAGAAUUAAUGAGAAAACAGAAAAAGGAGAGAAAGCAGGAACUGAAGCUACUUCAAGAACAAGAUCAAGAACUCCGUGAAAUUCUUUGUAUGCCUCCCUGUGAUGCGGACAGCACCUCUGUCCCCACCUUAGAGGAGCUGAACCUGUUCCGAGAACGUGUGGCAACUUUGAGGGAAACAAAGCAAUCCAGGCAUGAACAAUUUGUCAACAUUAAGAGACAAAUCAUAUUGUGUAUGGAAGAAUUAGAACACACUCCGGAUACGAGCUUUGAAAAGGAUGUAGUGUGUGAAGAUGAGAGUGCCUUUUGUUUAUCACUGGAGAAUAUUGCAACAUUGCAGAAGUUGCUAAAGCAGCUGGAAGUGAAAAAGUCACAAAACGAAGCAGAAUGUGAGGGGCUCCGUGCUCAGAUCCGAGAGCUCUGGGAUAGGCUACAGAUACCUGAAGAAGAGAGAGAGCCUGUGGCUGCGAUUAUGACUGGGGGGUCAAAAACCAAAACCAGGAAUGCGCUGAAAUUAGAAGUGGAUCGGUUAGAAGAACUGAAAAUGCAAAACAUAAAGCAAGUGAUUGAGACAAUCCGAGGGGAGGUGGCUCAGUUCUGGGACCGGUGUUUUUAUAGCCAGGAGCAGAGGCAGGCUUUUGCCCCUUACUAUUCUGAGGACUACACAGAGAACCUGCUCCACCUUCAUGAUGCUGAGAUUAUACGGUUAAGAAACUACUAUGAUGUUCACAAGGAACUGUUUGAAGGUGUCCAGAAAUGGGAAGAGAGCUGGAAACUUUUCCUAGAGUUUGAGAGAAAAGCUUCAGAUCCAAGUCGGUUUACAAACCGAGGGGGAAAUCUUCUAAAAGAAGAAAAAGAGCGAGCGAAGCUCCAGAAAACACUCCCUAAGUUGGAAGAGGAGUUGAAAACACGGAUUGAACAGUGGGAACAGGAGCACUCAACUGCAUUUGUGGUGAAUGGGCAGAAAUUCAUGGAGUAUGUUACAGAACAGUGGGAAUUACAUCGGCUGGAAAAAGAGCGAGCCAAACAGGAGCGGCAACUAAAGAACAAGAGGCAGACAGAGACAGAGAUGCUAUAUGGCAGUGCGCCCCGGACACCUAGCAAAAGACCAGGACAGACUCCCAACAAGUCUGGCAAAGUACGCAAGAUGAACACCACCACCAUGUCUAGUGCUACACCCAACAGCAGCAUUCGCCCCGUCUUUGGCGGAUCAGUGUACCGUUCACCUAUGUCUCGACUGCCUCCUUCUGGCAGCAAGUCAGUAGUCACUUCUCUGUGUUCUGGAAAGAAAACACCUCGAGCUGCCCAGCGUAGGGCCAACAAGGAGAACUUGGACCUCAAUGGCAGCAUCCUGAGCGGUGGGUACUCUGGCUCGACGCCCCUCCAGCACAACUGCAGCAUUAAGUCUGUUGCCAGCACCUAUUCUGAAUUUUCGAAGGACCCGUCCCUCUGACAGCUCCACUGUUGGGCUUCAGCGAGAACUUUCAAAGGCUUCCAGAUCUGAUGCUACUUCUCGAAUCCUCAAUUCAACCAACAUCCAGUCCUGAGAAUCCUUGUCUAGUCAGCCAGCUGAGGCUUCCUGUGCCUAGAUUGUACUGAGUAUACGUACACAUGAGUGACUUAAUACCUUCCCCAUUGCUUUAGAUGUUUGAAACAGCCUUAGGCAGGUUCUCUUAACUGCGCUUACUUAGACAUGAGCACAGCACAUGGAAAGACUUCCGGGCCAUGGUGAGGCCACAAAGAUGAGAGACCUUAAAGGCUAGUUAUGGUAGUUACGUACAAGUUUUAACAUCUGUUAGCAAUAUUUUUUUCUUUACCCCAUAAUUCUACUUAAACAAUGAUCAAGGGUUUGUCUUAUUUCAAUACUAUAUUGGAAAAUGAAAAAAUGAUUGUGCCCAGCUUUGGAGUACAGAGAGGUACGAGACAUGGAGUAAUUCUGGCUUGUAGACUUGAAAUUAACAUAUUAAAAAAAAACAUUUUUUUUUUUUUUUUUUU